GCCCUUUGGCGUGGGGAGCAGUGUUGAUAGAAGUGCUUCUGUAGUGCGUUUGUCCAGGAUUCAGUAUCCAAGAUGGAGGCGAUUAGUACAGCAGGACAGCAUAUGAGUCUAGCAGCACUAAAACAACACGAUCCUUACAUUAACCGAAUUGUCGAUGUUACCGGGCAGGUAGCACUUUACACAUUCAAUCCCAAAGCAAACGAAUGGGAGAAGACAGAUAUCGAGGGUACCUUAUUUGUGUACACCAGGUAUGCCACGCCAUACCAUGGCUUUACAAUCAUGAAUCGGCUGAACAUGAAGAAUCUAGUUGAACCCAUUAACAAAGAUCUGGAGUUUCAGCUCCAGGACCCAUUUCUUCUCUACAGAAAUUCAAGUUUGUCCAUUUACAGCAUCUGGUUUUAUGACAAGAACGACUGUCAACGAAUAGCACAACUCAUGUCACGUGUGGUAAAACAAGAGGCAGAGAGAGCCCAACAGGGGUCUCCCGGCAGGCAAACACCCAGCAAGACCAAUGGAUGCACUGAAGACAGGCCUAUCGACAUCCUGGAGAUGCUCAGCAAAGCAAAGGAUGAGUAUGAACGGACUCAGAUUGGUGAAUUUGAUAUCUCUUCAAGCUCAGAAUUGCUUCAUGCCCGCAACGCUUAUAAAUCUUCAUCAGGGGAAGCUACUGAACAUGCAGCCACUUCACAGCAGCAAGAAAAGAAUACUCACCCAGGACCGAAACAGAUAACUGUGGAAGAGUUAUUUGGAAGCUCUUUGCCAAAGGAACAGUCGCCGAUGGGCUACCCUAACUUCGGUACACCAGAGAAGACACAGCAGGACGGUCUCCUCCGAAGGCUAAACCUCGCCCAGUCUUUCCCAUAUGAGCCUUCGUUGGUAUCCCAACAGGGCCUGGAGAGUUUAGGUGACAGCCUUGGUGCCGCUACCUCAACGCAACACGAGACUCUGACACACAUGCGCCAAGCGCCAGCUUUGGUUUCCCUACCGGAUAUAAAGAAACUCCCGAACUCCAGCAUUCGCUCCAGCCCUGUUUUUCAAUCCGUACACCCUGCAGAGGCUGCUGGCUCUCAGAUACUGUCUAACCUCAGUACCGACGGCAGUGACCUCAUGAAGGUGAUGCAGCAGUCCCACAUCAAGCCCACCUCCCCCCUCAUGGUGUGCCAACCGGCUUCAGAGCAGCUGAAUCCUGCCCCGCACUCACAGAGCGCCAUUCCGGGAGGGAUUCGGCCCCCGCUUGGAAGCAGUGCCCUCAGCAUGGGCUUUCUCAAUCAAGACCUCCUCCACAAACUGAAGCUGACACCGCAGCACGGCCAGCUCUCUCAGCAGGCACUGAGCAAGCCAACCCUCGCACCAAACUUCCUGCCCUCCCUCAGUCAGCUUGCAACACCAGAGUGCUUUAAAGAGUCCAUCUCUAAACCAGUAGCUCUCAAUUGCAUCCCGGCUACCCCUGUUCAGGUUGUGCCACCACAAGUUACUUCAGUCUCAUCUGCAGAGUCUCUGUUAGUCCUCCUCUCCCCAAGCGUGUUCCAGCAGUCAGCAGGCAAGCCCACAGAGCCAGACAGCAUGCCCAGCUCGGCAUCACCGCUAACACUGGCAGCAGAGGCUCCGCCAUCAUCCAGUGUCUUCAGUAGGACCCAGCUUCAGGAAACCUUAAUCCACCUAAUAAAGAAUGAUUCUAAAUUCCUCAGUUCCAUUCACGAGGCCUACCUUCAAGUUCUAGCCAAGGAUCUCUGCAACAUGAAAUUAUAGCCCUCGAACUUUGGAACUGCACACAGAAAUGUCUCUAUUGUGAAAGAGGUGGUCUGUAAUAUGCAGUAGUAUUUACUAGAGAGCGAAAAAUAGAAGAAAAAAAACUUAGAUGCUAUAGUAUGACUGAUUCUCUUAAACUUAAGUAGCUUUACUUUGGUCGAUCACCAGCAGGUUUACAUUGAAGAAAUAGGCACUUGUGGUGUUGCACAAAAUGAGUAUUUAUAUGCUAUGUAUUUUAUCUUGUUGCACGGUUUCAUUUUCAGUACUAUUUCAUUUUCAGCAGUGUUUUGAAACUGGGAACAAUACAUUUAAAAAAAGUUAUAUAAUGUUUGGUGUUUGUUUUUUUGUUUUUUUUAAUUUGGUUUAAAACGUAUCCCACCAUUUUCUGAAAGAUUAGCCCAGUAAUUAUUCAUAAAGGCUGAUGUCAGUGAGUAUUAAAUCAUGCAGUACAAAGCUACUGCAGUAAAGUACCAAAUUUAGAUUUGAGAAAAAAAAAUCUGUUCUAGGUGGGCCACUUUAAAAAUAGAUGGGGGGAAAAAAUAUGUAAUUCAGCAUGUCGCAGUUUUUGGUUGGUUUCUUUUUAAAAAUAUAUUGCUCCCUUUAAAAAAAAAAAUUAUCUUUUGCAAUAUUUCUGCUACAGCAGAUAUUGACUAUAUAAUGGUCUUUAUUUCCCUGCAUAAUUGUAUACUUUAGGGUUUACCCUUACAUAAGCAUAAUGGUUGGUUUGUAUUAAAAAUUUGGUCACAAGAGAUUUUCCAUUUUAGUUCUCUGUUAAGAUUCUUUAUCAGCAAUCAAAAGUAGCUGCAGCGUUCUACAUGUGUUUACCCCUGUGUAAUUAUAAAGCCAAAACACCAUUCAGAGUGAAGCAUCUUAUUUGUUCAAUGAAGCUCUUUGCUUUUUAUAUGAUGAAAAACAUGUUUUUGUUUUUGUUUUGUUUUGUUUUUUUUGUUGGUAAGGAUCUUAACUUCAGAGGGAAAAUCAAAAAGCAGCAUAAAAAAAUCAUUUGAAAUUAUCGAAUGACCAAAGCUGCUUUUUAUUUUGCUCUUACCAUUUCAUCAGAAUAAGCCAUAAUCAACAUAGCAAUCAAUCGCUCUUGAAAAGCAUUUCAGUGUGUAUUUCUCCACUUGAGUUGCAAAUUGAAAUUAUAUCUGGAUUGUUAGCAUUUUCUUUUGCCCUUCAGAUCAAAGCAGCCGAGCUAAAGAGUAAAAUAUAUAUAUAUUUAUGUUUGAAACCAAAAAGCACAGUAUAUGAAUUAAAACUUGCGUGCAAGACACCUAUUCUUUUGAGACUGACCUUCUAUAUUGGCCUUCAAAACAACUUGGAAAGACUUGCAACUGCAAUGCCGUGCCUUGUCUUUUUCAAGGAUGUGUGCAAUAUAAAGCUUUGUUUAGGGUUAUGUUUAUUUUUAAAGAUGCAGUGUCUUAAGUUGGAAGUAAGUUGCUUUUUAUACUGUGGUCAUACCUGUUUUUAAAUCCAAGCCCUUUUAAAACAUAAUUUUACCAUCCUUUAUAUUAAUGCCUCCUUUGCAUACAUGUGUAAAGACCGCCCACGAAAGCUGGUUAUUUCUAAGUUUCUUUGUCAGUUAUUUAAUUUGGUUUUUAGGAAGGAUGUUUUCAUGAGGUACUGCUUCUUAAACCAUGAAUAUUUGUAAUGUUAUAUUUUCCGUUUGCCUUUGUUACAGUGUGGGAAUAAAUACUGUGCCAUAAAUUGGCGGGUUUUUAUUUUUUAGAAGCCUGUGUGCUUCAAAGAAACAAUCUGUAAAAAUUGGGCAUUUUUCAUCAGUUAAUUUUGUACAUUACAAAUAUAUUUUUUAUAAUAAAAACAAAUAAUCCUGGUGCUUUUUAGCACCUCCUAAAA
Molecule: messenger RNA, 3606 nt
Organism: Acipenser ruthenus (sterlet)
Lineage: Eukaryota; Metazoa; Chordata; Actinopteri; Acipenseriformes; Acipenseridae
Product: mRNA-decapping enzyme 1A-like
Exons: 9
Coding region: 73-1749 (558 amino acids)
Biological process (GO): positive regulation of catalytic activity; deadenylation-independent decapping of nuclear-transcribed mRNA; deadenylation-dependent decapping of nuclear-transcribed mRNA
Cellular component (GO): P-body
Molecular function (GO): enzyme activator activity; mRNA binding
Source: RefSeq, a predicted model, not a curated record